UUUGUUAAGAAUAUAAAUCAAUAGAUUCUGUCUUGGAGAUGGAAUUCUUUCAUCCUCCCUUGGCUUCCUGCUGUUCUCGACAUCCUUUCACUCUCCGUGAUACCAACACCUCUCUGAAACUUCUUCCUUAGGGUGCAUCGAUCUCGCUUACUCGGAGGCAAUUGGAUGCGUUAGCUUGCUUUGUUUGGAGACGAUCAUUAAUUCCAAGAAACCAAGGCUUAGACCCGAAAGAUGACAAAAUCCACUAGAAAAACACACAAGAACAAAGGAGGAUAUGCUCGUAGUGAGUAAUCCAAAGCUGCAGGCGGACACCGCAACAACAACAACAACACUUUUGUCCAUUUCUCCAUCCUCUGCCACCGGUUACUAGUAUAUGCAGCGGCGCGUGCAUCUUCAUGGUUUUCAUCAGUCUGAUCCACGACGAGAUGAGGAACCUGAAGCUGCUUAGCACCGGAAAGCACAAGGUAAGAGUUUCAACUCAAACGAAGAUAUACGUCUCACAAGACACCACAAGCACAAGCUUAUCACAUUCCCUAAGGGAGGUGGAUUACAAGCAGAGACCUCCAGGUACAGCCAACACCAGCAAAACAGUGCCGGAAAACCUGGUGUUGAAGUCCGGGCUCGGAGAACACCAAUCGUUAUAUCCAAAUGAACAGUCUAAUUUUGAGAAGGAUCAAUUAGCUAAAAUCUCUGAUGUUGAGACAGAGCUCACAAGAGCUUCCAGUGAUGCUGAAAGGAAUAGUAGACCUUCUACUUCUUCUUCGGCUCAGUCUGCUGCUGCAUUCUUUGGAAACAUCUCACUAAGAAAUGAUUCUUCCAUCUUGGAAGCGUGUGAAAGUAUUGAUAGAUUAAACCAAUACCUGAGGCAAAGGAAGGCUGAUGUCGAAGCCGGUGUCCCAGGACAAUUCUUGCAUGCUGUGAUUGGACAAGCAGUUGCCGAUGUUGGAUCGGUUGUUUCUACGAUCGCUUGUGCUUUUUUCUUGAAUGAGACUCAAACAAGUAGCCAACACUGCGUGUUGCCGGUCAUCAACACCAAGCGUGCAGAUUUUAUGGCUCACUCAGAGCUCAAAUGGUUGCUUAAUUCAUGUCGAGUUGAUGAAUCAUCCAUAGUUUUUGUUGAUGAGAUUGACCUUUCAUAUCACAAUCGGUUUGGAAAUCUGAAGCUAGUACUGGUGAAUGACCACAAGCUUCCACCCAACAAGGAGGGGCUGAAAGAUGUACCGAUCGAAAUGUUCAACUGCAAAGAGGUUUGCUCUGAAAGUGCUUCUCUUGAAGAUGUCACCAUGAGUCAGGAUUGUUCAUGUUGUACUCUCAUUGCUGAGAAGUACGCAGAGACAUCACCGGAAAUCCUAGCAGGGCAGGGAUUUAGCAGAUUGCUGCUAUCAGGAAUCCUUUUAGACACAAAAAAUCUGACUGGUGCCGACUGCACUGCAAAAGAUAAGUACAUGGCAACACUCUUGAUCAAAGGAGCCGGUCGGUUUGGAUGCAGUGGACUUUACCAGCUCUUGAAGUACAAAAUAUCAGAUAUAUCGGAACUUCAGGUUAGAGAUAUCCUCCGUAGGGAUUUCAAGAAAUGGAGUACAUAUUCAGGUAUGAUCACCAUCGGUCCUAAUUUCUAAACAUCAGCUUGAUCUAGGAAGAAUACUAUCUAGAGUAGACUAAAACAUCAGCUU
Messenger RNA from Musa acuminata subsp. malaccensis (wild Malaysian banana), 1673 nucleotides. NCBI's taxonomy places the organism in Eukaryota, Viridiplantae, Streptophyta, Magnoliopsida, Zingiberales, Musaceae. The record is from RefSeq and is a predicted model, not a curated record.